UAAUAAUAAUAAUUUUUUUAAAAGAUGGUGAGAGCUACAGAUUAGACAAGGAUAAAGCAAAGGGUCUUCACUCUCUCACCCCAAAGGCCUUUUCCUCACUGCUGAAUUCCCACAUCUUGGAAUGCACAGUACUUGCAUUUAUGCGUAUUUUUAAAAAUGUGUGAAACCCUGUAAAUCCAUAAAAUCCAUAUCAACGUGUUUUCUUGUGCAUUUGGCUACAUCCUAUGAGGGGGUGGAAAAAUUAGUUUGCGGGUCCAUCGCUUCGACCCUCUCUGGUUCAUCCCUGAGAAAACCUUUUUCAAUGUUACUAAGGUUAAUUUUAAUUCCACACAAGUCCCCCAUCCCAGCCCCAGUUCAAGAAAAAUGGGUUGCGGGGGAGGAAUGUGUCCAACUGAAACCAGUGGGCACCUGGAACCAAUGCCAGUUUCUUUGCCACACGGAUUCUGCACCCUCGUCUUACACUGAGGCGUAGGAUCCGUGCUGUCAAGAAUAAGAGUACUUAGGGCAGGUCGGAAAUUAGCAGCAGUAGCAGUAGCAGUGACUUUUUUUUUUAAUUAAAUUAAAUUAAAUUAAAAAUGACCCAAGAGAGAGCUUGCAACAUUUGACCGUGCCUUCUUUCCUGAGGCCAUGGAGUUUGAGUGGAUUUUAGCAACUGCGCCGCUGUGCGAAAAAGUUCCCACCACCCGCAGUUUGCCUCUCUCUCUGCUAGUGGCAGGGUGAAAAAGGAAUGGGUGCAAGUUCUGAGUUCUGCAACUGAAGCAGAAAUGUGCAUGGCCUCCAUUUCUGGAGGGGGGGCGCGAUGGGCUGCUUUAGGAAACGGACCACUUCAGGCAACGUUCUGCUGGCGUCUGCUGUGGGGAACCCCUCGCUCUCUGCUGCCUGUUCCAGGGACUACAUUCACCAGGAGAUGGAGCGUGGAUUCCAGGGCACCAUAUAUGAGGACUCCGUGGCGCUGGGGCACUUUGCCACUGCCCUCACCGGCCAGGUGGCAAUCAUCGCCCUCUGCGCUCUGCUGCUGAAGCCCGGGCGGGCGACUCUGCUCUGCGCUCCCCUCCUCCCGUUGGCUGCCCGGUUGUGCUGCCUCCCUGCCCAAGCCCUGCCCGCCGUCGGCACUUUCGGCGCGGUCCUCACGGUCCUGGAGCUGCUCUGUGGGGCAGCGGUCUGGCUGGCAGUGCCUUUCCGCGUGGCGGUGGCAGCCUGCCGAGAGAUCUUGCAGGACCCGGAGGUGUAUCACCCGGUGACCCUGGGGGUGUCCCUCUGGAGACGGCUGGCUGUCCCGCUCCUGUUCUCAACCUAUUGGCUCAUCCUGUUCACGCUGCAGAUCUUCACCUUGGUCUCUUCCUCCUCCGGCCACCUUUUAUCCCAGCGGGGGUGGACCUUCAUCUUCCUCAGCAGCGUGGCCGAGUGCUGCAGCACGCCCUACUCGCUCAUCGGACUCACCUUCACCGUCUCCUACCUGGCCCUGGGGCUGCUCCAAUUGGGCAAGCUUUAUUUAGCUGGUUACGGCGCCUUCCAGGAUGGCAACGUGAUGCACAGGGGUGUGACGGAAGGGGCGACUCUGCUGCUGCUCGCCCUCCAGACAGGCCUCUUGGACCUGCAGCUUCUCCAGCGGACCUUCCUGCUCAGCGUCAUCUUCUUCAUCGUGGUGACCUCCACCCUGCAGUCCAUGUUCGAAAUAGCUGAACCUGUCGUGCUGGGGCUGGGGGCGUCGCAGAACAGGAGUUUCUGGAAACACUUCCGUGGGGUGAGCAUGUGCCUGUUCCUCUUGGCCGCCCCUGGCUUCAUGGCCUGUAAGAUUGCCCACUUCUUCCACUUGGACUUCUGGCUCCUCAUCCUCAUCUCCAGCUGCACGCUGACCUCCCUGCAGGUGACGGGGACCCUCUUCAUCUACGGCCUCUUCAUGAUCGAGUUCUUCCAGGACCGCCCAGUGGAGAAGAUGGACGAGAUCAUCUACUGGGUCAAUGCCGCCAGCCGGGUGCUGGAGUUCCUGGUGGCCGUCUGCGUGGUGGCCUAUGGCACUUGGGAGUCCCUCUUGGGGGAGUGGACAUGGAUGGGGGCCUCGGUCAUUAUCAUCCACUGCUACUUCAACGUCUGGCUGAGGGCCCAGUCCGGCUGGAAGAGCUUCCUGCUCCGCCAGGAGGCAGCCAAGAAGAUCGGCUUCUUACCCAGGGCCACCAGCAGGCAGCUGGAGGAGCACGACGACCUGUGUGCCAUCUGCUUCCAGGAGAUGGCCCUCGCCGUGAUCAUGCAGUGUGGCCACUUUUUCCACGAGGGCUGCCUCCGCAAGUGGUUCUACGUCCAAGACACCUGUCCCCUCUGCCACCAGGCGGUUCAAGUCCCAGCUGGCCAGGAAGGCCGUAGAGGUGGGGCUGCACCAGAGGAGACCCCCCUCCCACAGCAUGGAGAGUCCACUGGCCACAGGAGCACAGCAGACUCGGGGGAUGAUGGGACGGGGAAGUCUGGCACGUCCAGCUGGACCGAGCAGCUCAGCCCUUUGCCAGCAGGAUCCACUGGGGAAGAGCCCCAGUUGUGUUGUGGUUUAAGGACUGGACCGCGCCCUUCCCCAGAAAGGGCCACCACAACAGCAGAAAGUGACGAAGCGCCUGUUCUGGAAAGUCUCCUGAAACUCAGCGAGUUGGGAGAGGCUCUUUCUGUGGGGCAGAGCCCUCUCGGGCACGGCCCUCUCCAAGGCGAGCUGAGAUUAUCCAGCACACCAAGAGACACUGGUCCCCCUUGGCCCUCGGCUCCCCCGGGUGCCCUUGCCAACGGACACGAGAAGAGCCCCACGCCAACAAUUGCCAAGUGUUUGACAGCAGCGGGGAGAGAUGCAGAGACCGUGGGUGGGGUCCAGGGGAAACCAGACACCACCCGUCGGCGACCAGACAGCCCCAUGCCCCUCCCUAAGCCUCAGCCUUCGCUCAGUGGUUUUUCCCCCUGAAAAGCCACAUACGCCAUUCGCCUCUCUUCCUGCUUCUGCAGUAGAGUUACCCCAACAGUUGGCUCUUGCCAACCGUCACUCAGGAAGAUCGACUGGCUUUGAAGUCUCGCACCAUGGAGAACCGUGUUCUGGAAUCAGGGAUGCAAAGUUUGGCUCCCAAGUCCGCUGCUGGGUUCGCCUUGUUUUGGCUGUGUUGGGAAGCACGUAGCGAAAUUCGCAGAAUGCAGCAGGCUACCUUCGCCUGGCAUCUCAGCCCCGCAGCCUCCCCCUGGACUUGGGGGGGCUGUGCACCCUGUCCUCACAGUCUGUAGGAUGGGCGGGUGGCUCACCUGGUGUCCAGCGAAGGAUCCUUGUGAAUCUUCCCAGGGGUGACCCAACCUACUGGGGUGACCAGAGCACCCUGCGGGCAUGGAUUCCUCUUCCUCUGCCAGUUGGAUGUUGGGAUGUUGCAUGGCAGAUCUAAGGUCAGGGUCUCUUGAUCUCAGGCUAAAUAAAGAAAGGACAGACAUGGACUUAAUGCACGCCACGAGGCAGAAAAGGAAACCCGCAACAGGGCGGAGGGGAGCUUCUGGAAAAAUAAUGGCACCCUUUACUUGGGGGGAGUAUCUGAACCCCUCCCUUCUCCCCCACCUCUGAUUCAAGAAAGUCCACUUGGAGAAGCACUUUGAGAGAAACCUCAGAUCUUCCAGGGAAUACAAUUAAACUUUUGAGUGCCAAAGUGCCUAAUUUUA
This is a messenger RNA of Python bivittatus (Burmese python), 3669 nucleotides long. NCBI's taxonomy places the organism in Eukaryota, Metazoa, Chordata, Lepidosauria, Squamata, Pythonidae. The record is from RefSeq and is a predicted model, not a curated record.